Trematomus bernacchii (emerald rockcod) is the source of this 1137-nucleotide messenger RNA. RefSeq names its product complement factor H-related protein 2-like. The record is from RefSeq and is a predicted model, not a curated record. Lineage: Eukaryota; Metazoa; Chordata; Actinopteri; Perciformes; Nototheniidae. Bases 52 to 912 code for a protein of 286 amino acids. The transcript has 9 exons.
UGGAGUGUACUUCGCUCUGCUUUGUCCUGCAGUAUUUUAAUUCCUGAAAAAAUGUCUGUGGGAUAUCUAGGAUUUGUUCUUCUGCUUUGGUUCCCAGGAGUGCUGCAUGCACACAAUGAAACCCAGAACUGUACUGCUUCCAGUCCGAGUGGAGGUUAUGUUGUCCCUGAACAAGAAACGUACCUUCAUGAAACAACGCUCACUUACGCCUGUGAUAACGGAUUUAAACCAGCAGUGGAGGGCUGGAGUGCCACAAGCAUAUGUCAAAAUGGCAAAUGGUCUCCUGAACCCCAAUGUAUAGAGGUGGGAUCAGGUGGAGGACACACUACUUCUGCUGGCAGGGGGCGACAACCUGCAGGUGGAGACAGAAGACCUGAUACUGGACAUGGUGGAUCCACAGUGGGAGGAACAGGUGGAGGACACACUACUUCUGCUGGCAGUGGGAUACAACCUGCAGGUGGAGGCAGCAGUACUGGACAUGGUGGAGCCACAGGGGGAGGAACAGACGCCAACUGUGGAGACUACCCAAGUGUUCCAAACGGAGAUGUUGUGCAAGUGAGCGGAACAUCUUUGAAAUACCAAUGUAAUGGCUUUUACACACUAGAGGGUCCAGACAUUGUGACGUGUCAAAGCAAUGGCAAGUGGACAGAACCACCAUCCUGCAAAGCGGCUUUCUGUGUCAUAGAUCCUGCUCAAACGACUAUGGCCGAUGUUAAAAUAUCUGCAGUUGAAUACGUAAAGGAAGGACAGGAGAAGUAUAUUCCGUGUACUUGGGAUGAUUGGAGCCGCCGUGUUCAAUGCAUUAAUGGAAGAAUUGCCUAUACCUACUGUUGUUCCAGAGAUGAUCUUUUUUAUCAAAGAUGCCAAGUGGAGGUCUGGCCUGAAAACAGAAGCACAGUUGGAAGCAUUUGAAAUAUCUCCACCAGAGAAGAUAAACACCCAAAAAACCUUCAUAUUUGUAAAUUAUUUUCUUUUAAAUCAGCUGUUUUUGUUCUUUCAUUUUGAUUGAACAUAUUUACACAAUGUUGAAGCAAAUUGUUCUUUAAGAGUCAUUUUGUCUUUUUAUGCUUGGAACUCUUGAUGCACUAAUGUCUAUCAACACUUUGAUUACAAAUAAAAGGGAAAUGGUCUACAGUA